CGUUGGUCAAAGUAGAAAAACCCAUUUUUGUUGAAAAUUGAGAAGCUCUUCUCUUACUCCACUGUCCAUCCCCAAGAAAUUGCACUCUCCAUCUCCCACUGAAAGAAAAUCAAACACACUUCUCCCCCAACUCUCUAACGAUCGAUCAUCCUUCUCCAAUGCUGAGGGAAAAGUUCUUCACCAACGCUCUGCAGCAACAAAGGGUGUUUAAGUUGUGGGUGUAAUUACUUAAAACUCUUUCUUGUACAACCCAAGGAGUUUGAGCGGGUACGAGUGCUGUUGCGGAUUCAUGUUUAGCUAAGAGGGGCGAAGGUACCAUAGCUACUUGGUUAACUUGCAGGACGGUGCUUAAUUUCCCAGUGCUCAGAAAGCUUGCGUUCAGGCUUCUUUCCCGUCUUAUCAGAAAUAAGGUAAUAUGGAAGAAAAGAGAAGCACUGUAGCGAAGAGGACAAGGGCUCAAACAAAGCAUCAAUUGAAGGAAAUGAUUGAUGAAUACUAUGAGAAGAAGCAGGAGAAGAAAGGGAAAAGUGAGAGAGCCCAUGACUCUCAUGAAAUGAACGCUACUGAGGGGAAAAAGAGGGAAGAAUUGGAGUCAGGUAUAGUCACAAGAAAUUUCGAAGAAAUGGUUAGAAUUAGCAGCAGUAGCAAUGAUGAAGAGCAAGAGGGGGAAAAUGUGAACCGGAAGAUGUUCAAUAGAAAGAGGAAGCGAACUGUUAAAAAGAUCUUCUAUGAUGAUGAGAGUAGUGGAAGUGAUGUUAAGAUUUUGGGGGAAGAGGAAGUGGUGGAAGAAGUGAACUGGAAGGAAUUUAAUAGGAUGAGGAGGAGGAGGAGGAGGAGAGACACUGUUUACAAGGGUAAGAAUUAUGAUGGGGAAACUGGAAGUAGUGUUAAGAUUUCGCAGGAACAGGGAAAGGGUGAAGAAGUGAUUGCAAAUAAAAUGAACAAAAGGAGGAAAACUGUUGCUAAGGGUAAGAAUGACUGUGAUGAUGGUGAUGGGGGAAGUGGAAGCGAUGUCGUGUUUGUGACUGAAGAAGAUGUCCCUCCAAACUUGAGAUGUAAUUAUGUAAAGGGUAGGAAGCAGUUUUCAUCUAGAGGAAAGAGGGGUAGUAGUGAUGGAAAUACAAGAAGUGAAAGGGUGAACAUGGAGAGUGAACCUUUAGGGAAUGGAGCUCAGGACAAGGGAAAGGGUCUUCUGAUUGACAAUCUUAAUACACUCGACUCUAAAUCCUCUAGCUCUGAAGAGGAUGCUGAUGAUUCUGAUAGAGACUAUAGCGAGGAAGAAUCAAGGAGCUCUAGUACGCAAUCACACCAUUGGGGUUAUUGUAGUGAGGAUAAACUUGAAGGAGGGAUAGGCAAAGAUGAUGGCUUCAUUCAACUCCCAAGUCCAAAGUCCAGAAAACAGGAACCGGGACUUGGAACAUUAAGAAAGUGCCACCUUCAUGUUUUUGACAGCGAAAGUUUUGAUUCUUCAAGUGAGGAUUCUGAUUCAUCAGAUCAGGUGCCAAAGAAGAAAAAGGAAGGUAGUAGGAUAACUAAGCCCUCGAAGAGAAGAGAAAGAGAUGUGGAUUACAUGAAUAUUCUUCUGGGGUCCAUGGUGAAGGAUGAUGAGCAGACAAAGGAAAAUCCAUUUGGUUUUGAAGACAAUGGUCCUACUCAUACACUGCCGUUAAAAUUCAGAUUUGAUGAUGAGGAUCCUGCCCCACCCGAGAAAGAAGACUGGCAGAAAGAAAUUGAUGAUCUUUUUACUGAGAUGGAAAUGUGCCUCACAUUACCUGCUUCUGACUUUACUGAAUCAUCCAAGGAUGGCACUCAUCAUGUCACUGCAACGGCCAAGUGCCAAGCAGAAUUAUGUCGGUCAGGGAAACAUCAGCUGAUUCUUGAAGAACCAAUUGGAAUCAUAUGCAAAUGUUGUCAAAUUGUCCAUAAGGAGAUGAAGGAGAUUUUUCCUACUCUGAAAAUGGAAACUCCACGAAGACGGGAUUGGGUUGACCUUCGCAGAGGUGAUUGCUUUGGUAUGCAUGAGCUUCAUUUUGAUGACUCAAGCUUUGGAAACUAUUAUACCUCCAUUGACGCUGAAGGCUCUGUCCUGGAUCUUAUUCCAGAACAUAUUAGGAUGUCAAUGUAUAGUCAUCAGCUGGAUGGAUUUGUCUUCUUGUGGAAAAACAUAGUAGGAGAAACCUGUAUUGAGAAGCUGAAAACUGAACUGUCUGAUGAUGGAAGAGGAGCCAUAAUAUCACAUGCCCCUGGCACCGGGAAGACCUGCCUGACAAUUGUUUUUAUUCUGUCAUUGUUGAAAAUGUAUCCAAUGUGCCGACCCGUGAUUAUAGCCCCUACAAGCAUGCUGCUUACCUGGGAAAAUGAGUUCCGAAAAUGGGGACAUAGAAUUCCUUUUCAUAACUUUAAUAGCAAGGAUUUGUCGGGAAAUGAACUCAAAACUGAUGCAGAAUUUCUUCGGAGAGUAGGAAGUCGAAUGACAAAGCUCUACUCGUGGACAAAGGAGAAAAGUGUUCUAGGAAUCAGCUACAAGUUGUUUGAGCAGAUUGCUAGUGGACGGAAGGGAAAAGGAAGUGGUGAAAGGCUUGGGGAAAUCUUUCUUCAACUGCCUGGAUUUGUGGUUCUUGACGAAGGGCACACACCUCGCAAUCAACAGAGUCUUGUCUGGAAGGUUUUGACAGGAGUUAAGACAAAAAGAAAGAUAAUUCUCUCUGGAACUCCUUUUCAGAAUAACUUUGACGAGUUGUAUAAUACCCUUUGCCUGGUAAACCCAAAGCUUUCUGGAUCAGUGACCUUUGAGAGUUGCAGCAGAAGAUGGCAGCGGAAGAGCAAUGUGGAGAAAGAGAGAUGGGUUUCCUUGACCAAUGCCAUUGACAAGAACUCUGACAAUGCUGUAGAGGAGCUCAAAGCUCUGAUAGAUCCCUUUGUACAUGUACACAAAGGUUCUAUACUAGAAGAGAGUCUCCCUGGUCUGAAGGACACACUUGUUAUUUUGCGGCCAACUGAUGAGCAGAAGGAAAUUCUUCAGCUUAUAUUGGAUGAUUGGAGCAGGUUUGACCAAGUACAUUUGGUGUCACUCAUUUCUGUCCACCCCUCAUUAGCUGCUUUCAGUAAACGCUUCUCUGCCCACAAAGACAGACUAGGGGUACUUGGAUGCAGUCCUUAUGCUGGAGUAAAGACGAAAUUUGCCAUUGAGCUCAUCCGUUUAUGUGAUGCAUCACAUGAGAAGGUUUUAGUAUUCAGUGAAUUUAUUCACCCUUUGAGAUUCAUAAUGCAGCAGCUGAUGGAUCAGUUAAAGUGGAGGGAAGGCAUAGAAGUGCUGUAUAUGGAUGGAAAAUGUGACGAGAAGAAUCGUCAGUCAUCAAUUAGUUCUCUGAAUGAUGCCUCUAGUAAGGUGAAAGUUCUUUUUGCAUCCACAAAAGCUUGUUCUGAAGGAAUAAAUCUAAUUGGGGCUUCAAGAGUUGUUUUGUUAGAUGUCGUUUGGAAUCCUUCAGUUGAAAGGCAAGCAAUAAGCAGAGCAUAUAGGCUUGGCCAAAAGAAGUUUGUGUAUGUUUAUCAUUUGAUAACUUCUGGGACCUUGGAGGUUGAAAAGUAUGCUCAACAAGCUAACAAAGAUCGCUUGUCUGAGUUGGUAUUUUCUUCUCGAGUUGGGCAAAGUAACAAGUCUAGAAUCUCAUCUGUUUUCGAAGAUAAAAUCUUGGAAGGAAUGCUUGACAACAAAAUGCUGAAUGAUAUCUUUGAGAAUGUUAUUCACCAGCCAAAGGGAUCUAAUGUAUUUGCAAACUUCAAUUAUGUUGAGCACAAGCAUUAGCCAAAAGACCUUUGCUGCUGUAUCUCUCAUUGGUUGUUGAUACUGUAUCCUAUUGUUUGGGAGCUCCAGUGACCUUUCUUCUGGGAAUAACUACGCUGUGCUACAGGCCAAUGGUUCAUCUAGUGAAAACUGAAAAGACAGCUUGGUUUUGCUUACAGCUGUUUUUAUAUGUUGGUUUAACUGUUUAACUUCAGAUUGGUUUCAUGUUUCACCUGCAUCUUCCUGCCCUCUACUCAUGCUUUUUUUUCCCUCUCACUCUUGGAGCACAUUCUAACCGCCAGUGAUCCCAUAAUUCCAUGGUAUGUUCUGCAAUUUACAUUUUUCAUUCAACUAUUUUUCCCUAAAUUUUGGAAUAUUUGAGGAAGGGAUAAAUGAAAUAACAGGGACUUAUGUCCCAAAGGCAAUAUAGGAAGUUGAAGAGAAUCAAUUGCAAAUAUAUAACAACCCCCUAGAAGAUCCAGUGGACGUGGUCAUCCCAGCUUGGCUGCCGAGUCACAUUCACCAGUGGAUCUCUUUGGUUCAGGGUUGCGGGCCGUGGUGGUAGUGACAGUGUGGGCCUCCCACCUCCUCCUUGCCCAUCCUCACCAAUUGCUCCAACAACGUCGUAAUAUUUUAAUUACUUAUGCCAUGUUCUACAUGCAUGCAUACAUGCUUUCCUUGUUUUUUUUAUUGUAAAAUUUUGAAAACAAUCCUGCUUUCUCUAGUUAUAGGGGCAAGCCUUGCUUAGAGGGUUUAGUUCUGCUCUAUUUUAAUAGUUGAAUGGGAAGUUGUAGUAUGAAAAAUUCAAUGCUUUAUGUAUAUAAUUGUAAAUGCAUGAAUUCUGGGGUGUAGAUGAGUUUAAUUAUGCCAUGCAUCUGUUUUAUACAGCUACGUGAGGCUAAGCGAGCUAUGUAUCAGCUAUAGGGUUCCAAUGUGUAUUCGAAUUUGUCUUUUGAUUAUUUUUUUCAGUUGAGACAGAGCUCAAGUAGCUCGAUUAAUGUAUACAGAAAUUUUAAUUUUUUGCUUAUAAACCCAGUUUUCUCUUCGACUUAAAAGCCUAACAAGAUCUAGAUCUUAUGCAGGGUUUACUUUGAUUAGUUGAUGAACCAAUCUAGGAUGAGCUUGAUAGUGGAAGAUUAAGUUGGUUCAUCUUUCACUCUACACUAUACUAUAUUUGAUAUUUCGGAAUUGUUUACUACACCAUACUAUGAUCUUAUUACAGUUCUAUGGACAAAAUUGCAUACAUACUUGUAUAUAUAGGAACAAAAUUAUUCCAUAGUAAUCCUAGUUAGUUUCAUGUUCUAUUUAAAGUUUGCUUUUCAUAAAUCUUGAUGCUGGAUAAGUAUGUUUGUAAGUUAUAAUCACUUCAGAUAGUCAGCCAUGGAUGUUUCUGUAUUUUUCUAUUGGUGAAGUUUUGAAACUUUUUUCACGAGGGAAUGGGUAAGAUUUGAUCCCUGCCAGAUUUUAAUUCCAAAUCCUGAUCCGUAAAGAAUCAUACAGGGGAAGAAUGGCUUAUUAGUAUGGUAUGCAACAUGAUGUAUUAGCACGCUUUUCUUCUCUUUUUCCUUUAUAGCUAUUUAUGGUUGAGUUAUUUUUCUUUGACUUGAUUUACAUUGACUGCUAGAAGAGGGGUACAUGGGUUAGGAUGGAGUAUGUUUUUGAGCUGUCUAUGCAUCAUCAUGAAUGAUUCAUGUACUUUAUUGGAUGUUUGAGCAAUUAUAUAAUAUCAGUAACUUGCAUUAGCUUUGUUAGUUAUAAAAAGACUACUGAACAAGGUGGGAAAUUUUGGGGGACUGGAGCAGCUAUCAGUUCUCAUUCUGCCAUUGUGCCAAAAUAAAAAAAAAAAAAUGGUUCUACAUCAGGAUUUUCAGGUAUUGCUAGCAUUGUUUGUCAGCUUAUCUGCCUAUGUUACACAGUAUAAAGUUCAAGUGAGUUCUGUUUUCUCUCUUAUUAUAUGAUUCCCUAGAGGUGGUUUUAGGAGUAUUUUCCUCUCUCUUAUCAAUGGAAGAGGUAAUUAUCAAUUUGACUAACUCCACUUUAAUUAUACUAUAAAGCCCUGUUGGCGAAGUUUUCUCCUUGUAGAUUGCUAGAUUGCAUUCAUUGUUGCAAUUUGCAAGGACAAUAGUGCAGUUUCUCCUUCCUAAUAAUUUAGUAAUUCUUUUCCCCAGUCAAUCUAUUGUGGAUAUAAAACAGUUGGAUUAUCUUGUUUACCUUUUGUUGAACCUUGUUUGGUCCUCCACACACUUGUUACACUCCUAUGCAUGUAGGAACUAGUUUAUGAUUAUAUCUCCAUUCUUGACAAUCUCAACCAUGAAACACACACCACUCUUUCUCUCUGAGUCACUAGAAUUGAAAAUUUGAGUAUGUGAUCAUGCGCACCAGAUCAGUGGAAGGUAGGCGGAGAUGUCAUGCCUAAUCCCAAAGAAAUCAGUUAAUGCUGUCCAGAGUUAUAAACAAGUCCCCUUGUAUCAUUUCAAUGAUUAUCUCAUCUCCUAGAAGAUUGCAUAGCUUCAAAAUCAUUAACACCAGGCAAACUAAUCCAUCAAAAUCUCCUCAAAAACCCAAACUUUUAACAUGAAAAACAAAUCUUGCAUUACGUUACUGGAUAAGCUCUCUAAACUCUUUAUUACAUGCAGCAAACUCAGAGUUAGCUUAUAAAAUCUUCAACUCAAUCCCAAGCCCAGAAAGGCAAAAGAAAGGAAUUUUAUGGAAUCAACUGAUUAGGUCCUAUGCUUGGGAAGGACCCUUUGAGAAUGCCAUUGAUUUGUACUAUGCGAUGGUGGUUAUUGGAGCCAAACCCACAAAAUUUACGUACCCGUCCUUAAAGCUUGUGCUGCAUUGGAGCAUAUAGAUAAUGGUGUGAAGAUUCAUGAUGAUGUAAAAAGAGAUUGGCUUGCCUCAGAUGUUUAUAUUUCUACUGCUUUGGUUGAUUUUUAUGUUAAAUGUGGGUGUUUGCUUGAGGCGAGGCAGGUGUUUAAUGAAAUGCCUGAGAGAGAUGUUGCAUGGAAUGCAAUGAUUUCAGGGUUCUUGAUUCAUGGAAUGCAUGGGGAUCUGAUUCAUUUUGCUUUGGAAAUGCAAGAAAUGGGAGUAAGUCCUAAUUCUUCAACUCUUGUGACCAUUUUGCUGGUGAUCGGGGAGGUGAAUGAGGUGAUUGCUGGAAAGGCUGUUCAGAGGUUGUCUGUGAGGAGGGGAAUUGAUAGUGAUGUCAUGAUGGGAACAGGGCGUUUGGAUAUGAAUGGAAAAUGUGGGUGGUUAGUUUAUGCAAGGAGGAUAUUUCAUGCAAUGACUUUCAGAAAUGAGGUGACUUGGAGUGCGAUGAUUGGAGAUUGUAUUGCUUGUGAUUGCACUCAAGAAAGCUUGGAAUUGUUUGAGCAAAUGAGGGUGGAGGAUGUUGGAAGCCUUCCACCUGUUACACUUGCAACUGUUUUCCAAGGUCGGCUAACUUGAUUGAUCUGAAGGGAGGAAAACAGAUACAUGGUUACACUGUUAAGUUAGGGUCCAAUUUGGUUUUGAUGGUUGCUAAUAUGCUUCUUUCAAUGUAUGCAAAAUGUGGUAUUCCAGAUGAUGCGACAAAGUUCUUUGAGGAAAUGAGUUUCAAGGACUCUGUUUCUUACAGUGCUCUUAUCUCUGGAUGUAUUCAAAAUGGAAGUGCAGAGGAAAAAGCACUAUAUGGUUGGUUAGGAGAUUUUCAUUAGCUUGGUUAGGAGAGAAUACACCACUAUAUGGUUGGAGUGGCAGAGGAAAAAGCAGUGAAAGAGGAAGCGGACCGAGAAGAAAGUGAUUUGCUUGGCCAGCUGUUGGACUAUCAUUUUUUAUAAUAUUGAUGCAGCCGUUUACAAAACUUUGUGAACUUUUGGUUGGAAUUUUUUUUUUGGGGAUUACCUUGACUAUUGAAGAAUCUAAGUCAGCCGUCUAGACUUGUAGUCCGUUAUCGGGCUGGAACAAGGUUACACUUUGUAUUGUGACAAUUGCUCUAUAAAUGUGGAUAUUUGACU
Molecule: messenger RNA, 7779 nt
Organism: Coffea arabica (coffee)
Lineage: Eukaryota; Viridiplantae; Streptophyta; Magnoliopsida; Gentianales; Rubiaceae
Source: RefSeq, a predicted model, not a curated record